UGUCCUCGGGGGUAAAGACGACAGGGCGCGCGGCACUGAUCCCGUCGAGCAGCUUGUUAGCUUCUAGGUACAGCGCAUGGCGGUCGUCGCCGUGGACGGCGCGGCGGCCGCCAUCAAGAUGACCAAGAGGAGGUGGGCGCUGGCCGCGCAGUCCUCCGUCGCGCUCUCCGUCGUCGCCCUGUGCGCGCUCCUCAACGCCCCGCGCUUCUUCUCCGCGCCCGCCCCGCACGGCCCCAUCGUCGGCUUCUUCGCGCCCAGAUCGACGAGCAGCGCGGCGUCGGCGGAACACCACCUCGGGUUCGAGCACGUCGGCGUCCGCGGCGAUGCGGAUAGGGAGGGCAACGGCGGCGACGCGGAACGGGAGGGCGGAAGCGCUCCGCGGCAGGUUCUCGACAACCAGGUGGGCUCCCCGUGCUCGUCGCUGCCCAGCCACAGCAUCUGCUGCGACCGCUCGGACUACCACUCCGACGUCUGCUUCAUGGCCGGCGACGUGCGCACGGACCCCACGUCCCUCUCGCUCCUGCUGUUCCCGCCGGCGGCGACGCCCGCCGGCGCGGCCGCCGCCGCCGCCGCCGUGGAGGAGCGGGUACGGCCCUACACCCGCAAGUGGGACGGGUACAUCACCAAGACCAUCGACGAGGUGAGGCUCCGGGCGGCCCGACCGGAGGAGGCCGCCGCGGCGCACCGGUGCGACGUCCACCACGACGCGCCGGCCUUCGUCAUGACGGCGGGCGGGUACAGCCACAACCUCUUCCACGUCUUCAACGACGGGUUCCUGCCUCUGUGGCUGACGGCGCAGCACCUCCGCCGCCGCGUCGUGCUCGCGGUGCUCGCGUACACCCCGCGGUGGGCCGGCAAGUACGGCGAGAUCAUCUCCGGCCUCUCGGCGUACCGCGUCGUCGACCUUCUCCGGGACCCGAGGACGCACUGCUUCCCCGGCGCCAUCGUCGGGACCCGCUACCACGACUACCUCGCCGUCAACUCCACGCGGCUCCGGGACGGCAAGACCAUCGUCGACUUCCACCAGUUCCUCGCCGGCGCGUACGGCGCCGGCGGCAGCAGCAAGCCGGCGGCGGCGACGCCACCGCCGGGGCAGCGGCGUCCGAGGCUCGGGAUCGUGUCGCGCAGGGGGAGGCGCGUGAUCGAGAACCAGGCGGCCGUGGCGCGGCUGGCGGCGUCGGUCGGGUUCGACGUCGAGAUCAUGGAGACGGGCGCCGGGGCGCCGCUCCCGGCCGUGUACGCGGCGGUGAGCUCGUACGACGCGCUGGUGGGCGUGCACGGCGCGGACCUGACCGCGCUCCUGUUCCUGCGCCCGGGGCGCGCGGCGCUCGCCCAGGUCGCGCCGCUGGGGAUCGCGCUGCUCUCGCGCAACCUCUUCGGCGUGCCAGCGGCGGCGAUGGGGCUGCGCUACGAGCAGUACGACGUGAGCGCGGCGGAGAGCUCGCUGAGCCGCAGGUACCCGGCGGGCCACGUCGUCGUGGCCGACCCGGCGAGGGCGAGGCGGGAGCAGGGGGGCAAGGAGUGGGAGCUCGUGGAGCACGUGUACCUGCGCGGGCAGAACGUGAGCCUGGACCUCGUCAAGUUCCGGGAGACGCUGGCCAGGAUGCACUCCUGGCUCAAGGAGGAGCCACAGCAAAGCCAUGUGGCCAAAAGUGCAGAGGCAUUUACCUAAAAUGUUUUCCUGAAAAAAAAUACCUAAAAUGUAGCCUUGUUAUGAUAUAGAAAUGGUCAUCAUUAUUACUACUUUACAUUUCUAUGUACAGUUAGUGGAACACAUAGAUGUCGUCAGAUGGCCUUCCUGCGUGGCUCUACUGGCCGUUUGGAGGCUUGGGCUCUAUGCCCAGUUACUUGUUAGGUUGAGGCAGGUGUGGUCAUGGAUGAAAGCUCUGUCCGGCUUCGGUUGUGGCCAACAAUAAUGGCGAUCCCCUCAAGCAACAUUCACCUCGUGUAGAGGUAUUGUUGCGUGCUAGCUUGUGGAAUCCUUCGGGUGAAAAUCCAAUUUGGAAU
This is a messenger RNA of Panicum virgatum (switchgrass), 2007 nucleotides long. Its product is annotated as xylan glycosyltransferase MUCI21-like. Lineage: Eukaryota; Viridiplantae; Streptophyta; Magnoliopsida; Poales; Poaceae. The transcript has a single exon. Gene Ontology annotation, molecular function: glycosyltransferase activity. The record is from RefSeq and is a predicted model, not a curated record. The coding region runs from base 77 to 1672 and encodes 531 amino acids.